Clarias gariepinus (North African catfish) is the source of this 6301-nucleotide messenger RNA. Its product is annotated as A-kinase anchor protein 2. Gene Ontology annotation, biological process: regulation of cell shape. The transcript is spliced from 12 exons. The record is from RefSeq and is a predicted model, not a curated record. Gene Ontology annotation, cellular component: membrane. The coding region runs from base 612 to 4418 and encodes 1268 amino acids. Lineage: Eukaryota; Metazoa; Chordata; Actinopteri; Siluriformes; Clariidae.
CAAAACAUAAAAUUGGAAAAACAGUACUUGUUGCAUUUUGUGUAUUUGUAUGCUCAAAAUGUUCUUAAACAACUUAACUUAGGAAUAAGUCCUGACACCAGAAGUUUAGAUAAAGGAUUAAAGUUUUAGGCAGCAAUAUUUUUCAAUCAGAGCUAUAAAUUCACAUUAUAAAUAACUAAAGAAUAAUGUAGUAUUUUAGAGAUAUUGUUCUUUAGUUAAUUAAAUAAAAGAAAAAUCUUCAUAUUUUCCUGUAUUUGUAUAUGCGGGAAUGCUGGUAUUAGACUAGUUUACUGUGUCCAUGCCGAAACUGUAAGACAAUUCCGCAGCAUUGACUCCAUUCUAUAGUAAAUAAGAUGGUAAAUGUUAGCAAACUGUCUAUAUUAAUAAAUGUAGACCCCUCCCUCCUUUACUCUACUUUCUCUCUCUCUUGCUGCUGGCGAGUCGGAGGAGAUGCUCACCACUCACUGCCACCCAGAGCCUGACUGAUUCUGCAGGAAGGACACACUGUCUCUGGUUCUUUCAAAAGGUGAAGGAGCUGAAGAAACCAGAGUAAAAGAUAGGACAACACGAGACAUUGCGAGAGCUUGGAAGAGAGAGACGAGGCAGCCAUAAUGGGCACACCCAUGAGGAGGAAAGCCCCGGCUUCUGAGAUGGCUGAGGCUGAACUUCAUAAGGAGAGGCUCCAGGCCCUGGCGGAGAAACGAAAAAGGCAAACAGAGAUUGAGGAUAAAAGAAGACAGUUAGAUGAUCUUGUUCUGCAACUUCAACAUCUUAAGUCUAAAGCAAUGAGGGAAAGGUGGCUUCUACAAGGUACUCCAUCAGGGCCGGAUGAGGAAGAUGAGGGACGCAGAAAACAAGUUGAGCAAGAUGAGCUACAUGCCAAGAAACUAGAAGACUCCAUUCAGAGACUGGAAUCUGAAAUUAGUCAGCUUGAGAAUGAAGAAUCACAAAUAUCAGCCAAAGAGCAAGUGCUCAGAGAGAGACUUCGUGAAACAGAGAGUUCUAUUGAAGACCUACAAAAAAGUCUGCAGAACCAAGAUGGAGAUGCAGUGAAUAACACCUGUUCCCAGAUCCCCAAGCUCUCGGGGUUGUACAGCCAAACUCUGUCGUCUGCUUCGGGGGAUCGCUCACACGCAAGAAAAGCCGCAUUAUACGCCAUGGAGAUCAGUGUGGAAAAGGACCACAAGACGGGCGACACCAAGAUCUUGUCCACUUCGCGUAUCAGCCCUGAGGAUGCCUACCAACGGGGCGUCAAGGUCUACGACGAUGGCCGUAAGGUGAUCUAUGAGGUGCAUUCUGGGAGUUCUACCACGGUGGAGAAUGGUGUGCAACCAUGGAGCUCAGAUGAGGUGGAGGAACUGAUUCAACGAGUGGGUCAAGCGCGCCAUAGACCCGACAGCACCCGUGUCACAAUCGCACCUGGAGAACAUGGGACCAGAGAGCAGAGCAUUAUGCCUUCAGCGCUGGAGACAGUACAAGAUCAGCAAAGUCAGGAGGGUGAAUUAAAGAUAGAACAACGGCUCCAAGGCCACAGGGAAGAUUCACAAGCACGCCAAAGCUUUGAGGGUGAGGUGAUCGGGGCCCCUGAAGCCACAGCUGAAAAACCCAUCACUAUGAUUUUCAUGGGUUACAACAGUGUGGAUGAUGACGAGGAGACAAAGAAGCUGCUGGGCUUUGAUGGCACCAUCAAAGCUGAGAUCGUCCUGAUUGACGAGGAUGAUGAGAAAUCAUUGCGUGAGAAGACUGUCACGGACGUCUCCACCGUGGACGGCAACGCCGCCGACCUCGUCUCAGGGCGGCCGGUGUCUGAAGCAACCGAACUCUCUUCCGAGGGCCAAGAUGAAAGUUCCUCCAAGGAGCCGCCGCCCACAGGUAGUGAAAAAGCUCGCUGUGUAUUGCUGACAGCAAAAAAUGGCCUUUUCCCAGGAGCUUCUCCAAGAUCAUCAUACGCCUCACUGACAUCCUGCAGCCUAACAGAGCAUGACUCUGAACUAAAGACCAGAAGGACCUCUGAGAAGAGCUUAAAGAGUGUCAGUUUCUUCGACCCAGUCAGUGUUAUAAGUGAAGGUGAAAUUGACAUGGAGGUUGAGGUACAAAGCAAAAGCCAACUUAACCAUGCAACAAAUGGCGAGAAUGGCGUGAAACACAAAGAAGAAGUGCUUGACGAGGGAGAAGUUGCCCAAGAAAUACGCUAUCUUGAUGAGGUAAUUGAGGCCAACUGUUGUGACACCGGAGCUGAGAUGACUUCAAAUGGAACUUGUUCCCCAGUGCUCCAAGCAAUUUAUGUUGAUGGAAAUGGGCCAUCUGUUCAUGUUCCUGACACAUCAUCGUCAGUAAGCCAUGAGGUUUUCGUAGAGGGAAAACAACAGACUAUCUAUGUUGAAGACAAUCUGAACAGUUCUAAACCAAAUGGUCAUGCAGGAAUAAUAACCGAUGACUACAAUAGGUCACCUAAUAAUGAAAGGAUAAAGAACGAGGCCCGAUUUGAGCUUCGUCCUUUCUAUGAAGAGAAGAAGCCAGCCAAGCUUUUUGACCCGCCGACAGAGAAAGAAAUAAGGGUGAAAAAGGUCAGGCCUUCCGAAGAGAUUGCAGAGCUGGAGAGAGAGCGCUUGGAGCUCAUUCGUGAUCAAGCAGUCAAGAAAAAUACUGGAAUUGCAGCAAAGUGGUGGAACCCACCACAGGAAAAGACCUUGGAGGAGGAGCUGGAACCAGAUAAAUUAGAGUCACUACGCAAAUAUGAAGAAAGGAAGCAAAGGAAACCUGAAACAAACCGAGUACCACAACAAUCCCCUAAACAAACUGUCUCCUUUGCCCAACCUGAAAUGGGAAAUAAGGAGGACAUUGUGGUUCAGGGCAUUGAUUUUGCUGCAGCCCGCAAACAGUUCCUUCAGAUGGAGCACACUAAGCAACCGCCAGCAACAAAAAGAAGUGUGUCUCCCCAGAUAUACUCUGCCAAACCGUUUUUCAGGACCUCCGAUAUUGGUAGCUCUAUUACAGUCACCAGCCAUGGUAGAGUCACCGUGGAUGAUGGGAGUGAUAUAAGCCAUGUGAAAAUUGAAAGGGUGUUUUGUAGUUCUGAAGAUUCUCCCAUACAAAGCAGGGACAGUAUGUCUAACACUGAAGUGAAAAACGAUGACUUUACCUGUGCCCGAGCAGUAAUGACCAUCCUUAAGGAUGAAGACACUGAAAUGCACCAGAGAUCCAUUAAUAGUUCAUUUCACCCAGAGGAGAUAGAUUCUGGAUUGGAUGACCUAUCACUUAGAUCUCAGGAUACCACUAUGUUUGAGACCUUAUCCAAUGAUCUUAGCAUGGAUAACAUAAGUGACAGUGGUGCCUCCAAUGAGAUCAUGAGCGCCUUCUUGGAGAACUCCCUUGGUGACUGCUCUUUCCCUUCUACUCCAGUGGCCACAACACCUAUCAAUGGGAAGCUGGAGGGCAGCACCAAAUCACCAAGUUGCUCCUACCAGACAGACAGUUUAACAGAGGAGGAGCUUGAAUACCAUGCAGGUAUCUUGGUCCAAAAUGCCAUUCAGCAAGCUAUUGCACAUCAGACAAACAAAUGGGAACCACUUCAGGCUGUGCAGCAAUCCUCCCCAAUCUCAGGGAGAUUAGAAGAGACUUCAGAACCUUUACCAGCAGCACCUGAAGAGAAAUGUCCUUAUAUGCCACUUGAUACUGAGCUAUCCCCUGUGGAAGAGAAGAAAACUACAACUCCUUCAAUUACUGUACAGGUGCCUACGGCCCAAGCAACUUCACUUAUAACAGUGAACGCUUACAGGCCCCCAAGUCCGUCUCCCCCACCAAGUGAGAAGCCUGAGUUUAGCUAUUUUAGUAAAUACUCGGAAGCAGCGGAGCUCCGAAGCACAGCAUCUGUGACUUCUGCACAAGGCGCAGAAGUCACCUCAGGGCCUUUCAAAUUGCGCUCACGUAAGCAGAGGACUCUGUCCAUGAUUGAGGAAGAGAUCCGGGCUGCCCAGGAACGGGAGGAAGAGCUUCGCAAGCAAAGACAAACCCAAAGCCUGCGUCCCAGCAUCAACCCCAUUCACAAGCAAAAGACCAACAGCCUUCCAGCCAAACUGGUCCUUGGUGGGAAGACAGCCCCUGGUAAAAUUGAAAAGAUCCGUGUUGCCCCGCCAGUAUCUCCAGCUUCUUCAGAUGGUGCACUCCCAUCCCCUCUUUCUGAUCUGGGGAGUGAUGACUCAGGCGGAAGCCAGCGGACUAAAAACUUCAUGCAGACCCUAAUGGACGAUUUUGAGACACACAAAGUCAGGCGUCGGGAGAAGGCUGAGGACAACAGUGUUCUAGAGGCUACGCGAGUUACCCGCAGGAAAAGUAACAUGGCUCUGCGAUGGGAGGCGGGAAUCUACGCCAACCAGGAAGAAGCUGGAGAGGAAGAGGAGGAAGAGGAGGAAGAGUAAAGCCAGCUUUUUAUUUUCUAAACAACAGGAAGAAUGAGAGAAAACCAAAAGUAUGUUGGAGAAAGCCACAAGUAUUUAUGCUGAGUAUAUGUAUAUCGCAGGAACAAAUAAUCAUCAGAUCUCCAAAUGAUCAUCGCAGAAGCCCAUCCAGUCAUGUAGUGGGACCUAUGGAAACGUUCUCACUAAAAACUUACAUAUACAAUUGAUAUCCAACUACAGUAUACUAUUGUGCUUUCGCUCUCUCUUUAAUUUCAAGCUUUUUUUUUUUUCCUUUUUUUGAUGUGCAGUAGUUUGGGACAAGUGCAAAGGAAAUGCCUAUUUUGAGUUUUUGAUUUUCCAUUUUUAUGAUUGGAUAUAUAAAAUGGCUUUGAACUGACCUUGACAUGUGAUCGUUAUAUGGGUUUAAAAAAAUUGUUUAAGAAAGAUUCGAUUAGACCUGAAGGUUUUUUCAAAGGGUGAUGGAAAGUAUUUAUACAUGCUAAAAAGGACCUUUUUGUAUUCAAAUGGGAACACUUGAUUUAGAUAAAAAACAAACUGGUGUUUGUUAUGGAAAAUGAUUAUGAACAUUGUUCCUGUUUUAAGUACGUAUUUAAGUAGGCUAAAAUGGGAUAUGCCAGUUCCAGUCCAUGUUAAGCCUCUGGGGAUUUGAUUGGGGAAUCGACAGUCACAAGUGCAGUUUGUAUUAUUUAUAUUACAGGAGAGUAGCACAACACAUAUAUGUUACAGCACAAUAAGUCAAAUUAGGUAUAGAAAUUAUUAGCACCUCUACAUAAUUAAGAAUAUUGGAUUUAAAACUGACUGAAAAUGAAACACUGCAGCAGGAUUUUUUUUUGGGAGACAGAAAAUGAAAGUAGGGCACGCAAUGGUUCGAGAGAGGAACAAGAGUAGUAUUGUCCAGGUUUGUAAAUGCACAAUAGUGUUCAGUCAGCUAACUAUUACAUUAAACAUAGCAAAACGAUAAAUACAGACAUUUAUUUCUCAAAGCUGCUUUUUAGCAGCCAGUCCAAACAGUAAACAGAUGAGAAUGAGAAAACAGAAUGAGAAGCGAUAUACACACUGCAAUCCGAACCACAAACGUGCAUGUGAACUGCAUGCACUGUCCUAUAUUUUCCCCUUUUUUCAGUUUCCCUUUGAGUUGUUUGGCUGGACACAGUAAUCUUUUACUAAGUAUGUUAUCACGUGUGAUAAAAUGUAUGUAAGAUGUAUUGAAUUAUGCAAGUACAGCCAGGGUUGCCAGAUUGAGAUGAAUAUAACCAACACCAAGACACUCAACAACCAUCUGCUGGAGAUUUUUCCUAUAACCCCGAAUCAGGCAAUACUGAUUAAGUACAGCGAGUGCUCUACACCAUAUACAGUACAAGAGUGAUGUAGGGAUGUAUUUUUUGGGGUUCAUGUAAAUGAACAGGACAAUAGCAAUACAGGUGUUUAGAGGCACUAGCCAUGAAAAUUAAAUUCCUUUCACAAAAACACUUUAAUUAAUCCCUCUCUCUGGAGUUUUAUAUAUAAAGUAAACACUUUAUUAGUAAGCUAUAUGAACCAUCUCUCUUUUAUACUGUGUAUUUGCCUUGUUUCAGCAGGUUUUAUUAGAACGUGUAAAUGCGAUGCAGUGAAAUAAUGUUAUACGAGUGCUCUGUAGAUAAUUGUAGACAUUCGAAAGUGGGGAGUGAUGUUUCACCAGCAACUCGACAAUGGACCAUGGUGUAGUCCGAUGGUGGACACGGACACACCGUCAAUAAGGGAGAAUGCAUUGCGGAAAACGAAACAAAGGUUCAUGAGAUAUUCUUCUUGACUCUUGUUCCACCCAAAGAAGGUCUGGAUGGAGAAAUAUGGAUUUUAUGCCUGAAAGAACAACUGUUACAAGAACACUCAUUCAUCAUUCAUUU